Molecule: messenger RNA, 465 nt
Organism: Funneliformis mosseae
Lineage: Eukaryota; Fungi; Glomeromycota; Glomeromycetes; Glomerales; Glomeraceae
Source: the annotation of a GenBank genome assembly
GGUAACGUAAUUGCGUACGAGAUGCCUGGAAACAUACACUCAGUAGUAUCAGGAGGAUUUGGUUUCUUGAUAGAAAGUUGGAGCAACAGACUUCUGGUUAAUAACGAAUUGGAUAUUACCGUUGGUGAUAAUAGUGAGUACUGUGCUGAUGUCGCAGUCGUACCGAAGGAGCUUACGCCACAUGGGUCUGCGUUAUUGCAGCCACACAAAUUUUAUUGGAAUUUAUCUUGCAAUAAAAAUAUUUACUCGCCGACAGAUGGCACAGCUGCUAUGCUCGCGCUACUUCAUCUACGUAACAAUCAAAUCCCAAAUCCAGCAUUAGAUACUCGAAACCCGCCACCAAAUGCACCAUCAAUGAUAACGUUACCAAAUACUAUUCCAAACAUCGCAAUUUCUUUUGAAAAUGCACCGCUAAAUCACCAACCAGCAACAUUUCUUCAUACAAUUAAUGUACCUUUUAACUGA